AGACUCACAAAAAACACUCUACUUCCUCUGUAACAAAAAAAAUGUCUUCCCCUGCAUCUCUCUGCAUUCCUAACACCUCUUCUGCUGUUCUCACCUUCCAUCUCUUCCUCUACGUCGUCGUUUUCGUCUCCGUCUUUGCUUUUCUCUUAGCACCAGGCGGUCUCGCUUGGGCUUUAUCAAAAGCCAGAACAAAGACCGCCAUCCCGGGCCCAUCUGGGCUCCCAUUUCUGGGCCUUGUAUUUGUUUUCACGUCCUCAUUGACCCAUAGAACCCUUUCUAAACUCUCAAAAACAUUAAAUGCCAAACCCCUUAUGGCAUUUUCAGUCGGGCUGACUCGGUUUGUCAUAUCAAGUCAGCCCGAUACUGCAAAAGAUAUUUUAAACAGUUCUGCUUUUGCAGACCGCCCGGUGAAAGAGUCGGCUUACGAGCUGCUGUUUCACCGGGCCAUGGGUUUUGCACCCUAUGGAGAGUACUGGCGGAACCUUAGAAGGAUUUCCGCCACUCACUUAUUCAGCCCGAAACGUAUCUCUACUUUCGGGCUGUUUCGAGAAAAUAUAGGAAUCAAAAUGGUUAAAAAAAUUUGUCAUGAAAUGGACCAUAAUGGACAUGUGGAAAUUAAAAAGUUGUUACACUUUGCGUCCUUAAAUAAUGUAAUGAUGUCUGUUUUUGGAAAAUGUUAUGAUAGUUUUGAUGAAAAUGAAAAUGGUGAUGGUUUUGAGCUUGAAAAACUAGUUAGUGAAGGUUAUGAGUUGUUAGGAAUCUUUAACUGGAGUGACCAUUUUCCAAUUGUUAGUUGGUUUGAUUUACAAGGUGUUAGGAAAAGAUGUCAACAUUUGGUGUCUAAGGUUAACGUUUUUGUUGGAAACAUUAUUGAAGAACACAAACAAAAAAGGUGUUCUAAAGAAGGUGAUGCUAAGGUUUUUGAUGGUGAUUUUGUUGGUGUUUUGCUUGAUUUGGAACAUGAAAAUAAGUUGAGUGAUGGUGAUAUGAUUGCUGUUCUUUGGGAAAUGAUCUUUAGAGGAACUGAUACUGUGGCGAUAUUGUUGGAGUGGAUUUUGGCAAGAAUGGUGUUACACCCAGAGAUACAAUCAAAAGCACAAGAAGAGAUUGAAAAAGUUGUCGGGUCGGGCCGGCCUGUUUGUGAUGCGGAUCUUCCAAACUUGCCUUACCUCCAUGCAAUUGUGAAAGAAAUUCUCCGUGUGCAUCCACCGGGCCCACUACUAUCGUGGGCUAGACUUGCUAUCCACGAUACUCAAGUGGGCCCGCAUGUUAUUCCAGCGGGAACGACCGCUAUGGUCAACAUGUGGGCCAUAACUCAUGAUGAGGGUAUUUGGGUUGAACCCGAAAGGUUUAACCCAGAUAGGUUUAUGGAUGAGGAUGUUUCGAUAAUGGGUUCGGAUCUCCGACUUGCACCAUUUGGUGCGGGUCGUAGGGUUUGUCCAGGAAAGGCAAUGGGUUUGGCUACAGUCCAGCUUUGGUUGGCUCAGUUACUUCAAAAUUUCAAAUGGGUUGAUUUGGGUUCCGGGUCAGGGUCAGAACAGAGUAAAGUUGAUUUGUCAGAGUGUUUGAAAAUGUCAUUGGAAAUGAAGAAUCCAUUGGUGUGUAAGGCUGUGGCUAGGGUUUGAUAGGUGGCAGGAAAAGUUAUUAACCGUAGUAGUAAAAAGUAAUGUUAACCAUCACUAUCUACUUUUUAUUUAGGCAGUAGUAGGAGUACUAGUAAAAGGGGUAAUUUUGGAAGUUCAACAAGCUUAGGUGGGGUUUGGUUGUGGAUUUGCAUUUUGUACACAACUUUUUGUUUGGGACAUAUUAUUAGAUAUAAAAUGUAUGUGUGCCCUUAUAUGAAUGUAUGUCAUGCCCCUUUCAAGUUUAUCUAAUGAUGAUGGUCUUGUUAUGGGAGCUCUCUAUUUAGUUCAAUUGUA
This is a messenger RNA of Erigeron canadensis, 1919 nucleotides long. Its product is annotated as cytochrome P450 78A5-like. NCBI's taxonomy places the organism in Eukaryota, Viridiplantae, Streptophyta, Magnoliopsida, Asterales, Asteraceae. The coding region runs from base 42 to 1625 and encodes 527 amino acids. The record is from RefSeq and is a predicted model, not a curated record. The transcript has 2 exons. Gene Ontology annotation, molecular function: monooxygenase activity; heme binding; iron ion binding.